GGGGGUGCAAGGUCUUGGCGCUACGCCGCUGGCUCCCUGAUCAGAUUGAGACUCUGAUUAGUUGGCGUAUAUAUAACAAGCGUGUGAGCUGAACGUGCCCAGUGGAGUCUAAUAGACGCUUCGUGUAGAUCUUUUAGAGCUGAUCCGAGACAAAAUGUGGUUUCAAAUAGUUGCCGUAGUCCUGCUAAUGGGCACAGCGCAUGCCCAGAGCAACCAUAUCGAUGAGGGCUAUGAGGCGGAGAUGGGCGAGUUUAUGGACCUGCUGCCAGAUCCUGACGAGGUGGACAUUGGCAUACGCGGCGACUUUGAAGAGGAGCAGCCCGACGAUCUGCAGUCCACGCUGGAGGCGGAUGAGUACGAGGGCGCCGAGCAUUGUGUGUGGAACAAGUGCGACAACGAUCUGAGCGAGUCACGUGGCAUUGGCAGCUUUCUGGACUUGUCGUUCCUGAAGAAGAUUGCCGGAAAUCUGAAUCCCUUUGGCACCACACGCCAUCGCAUGCUCUUUUAUUUGUUCAAGCGCGAGUUUCCCGAGUGCGGACGCGAGCUGGAUUUCCAAAACGAGCAGAAGUGGCGCCAUGCCGGCUUCAAUAGAUCGCUGCCCACCCGUCUCAUCAUUCACGGCUGGAUGAGCCAGUCGCGCGGCUCCUUCAACCGGGACGUGAAGAACGCCUAUUUGAGGCACGGCGACUAUAAUGUGAUCGUUGCCGACUGGAGCGCCAGUUCCGCCAACAUCAACUACUUCUCCGUGGUUCAACUAAUCGAGGAGUUCGGUGCCCAGCUGGCGCAGUUCACACGUGAUCUGCAUCGCCAGUUCCAGGCCAGCUACGAUGACAUGUACCUGGUCGGGCAUUCGCUGGGCGCCCAAAUAGCCGGCGCCGCGGGCAAACGCCUCAAGCCCGAGCAGUACAAUACGAUCUUCGCUCUGGAUCCGGCUGGUCCGAAAUUUCGCCAUCGCAGUGCCCAGUUCCGCAUCGAUCCCAGCGAUGCCAAGUAUGUGGAGUCCAUGCACACCAGCGGCAACUUUGGCUUCCUGAAGCCCACGGGCAGCGCCACCUUCUAUCCGAACUAUGGACUCCGUCAACGCAACUGCUUCUACUUGGGCUGCUCGCACAUACGCGCCUAUCAGAUGUUCGCCGAGUCCAUCAACUCCCCGACUGGCUUCUGGGGCACGCCCUGCAAGCGGGAGAGGCGCAAGUGGCAGUGUGACCAGAGCCAGCGACAAGCGCACCGAAUGGGCGGCGAACCAUCCGUGCCCAAGACUGGCAUCUAUUACGUGAAGACCUCCUCCAGCGAUCCAUUCGCUCUGGGCAGAUAAUGCCCACGACUUUGUGACUAUGUUGAUCAAAUAUCAUAUUAACUGCCAAUCCUAGACAAAUCUAGAUUUAUCAAAGCCCAAAGAGAGUUAACAAAAGUUGUAGCAAAGAUUAUAAUAUUACAGUUCCAGCUCAAUCUCAAGUUCAAUCUUAAGUGCAAUUUU
Drosophila montana is the source of this 1477-nucleotide messenger RNA. RefSeq names its product phospholipase A1. Gene Ontology annotation, biological process: lipid catabolic process. Bases 155 to 1315 code for a protein of 386 amino acids. The record is from RefSeq and is a predicted model, not a curated record. Gene Ontology annotation, molecular function: lipase activity. The transcript has 2 exons. NCBI's taxonomy places the organism in Eukaryota, Metazoa, Arthropoda, Insecta, Diptera, Drosophilidae.